Molecule: messenger RNA, 1208 nt
Organism: Micropterus salmoides (largemouth bass)
Lineage: Eukaryota; Metazoa; Chordata; Actinopteri; Centrarchiformes; Centrarchidae
Product: lysosomal protective protein-like
Biological process (GO): proteolysis
Molecular function (GO): serine-type carboxypeptidase activity
Source: RefSeq, a predicted model, not a curated record
AGUCAUAUGAUGUUGUAGUUGGACUGGUUCACGCGGAGUUGCAGUUAAGGACAUUGGAGGAAGUUUAGUGCGACGAAGAAGUCUCGUGUUUCAGCCCCUUGUUGAGAGACGUAGUGUGGGGGUUUGUUUACUCUUAGAAGUGAGUUUGGUUCAGUGAUGUUCGCCGGUGGUUUGUUGGCGUGUUUGCUGGCCGUGUUUCAGCUCGGCUCACGCGCUCAAUAUGCCCCCGACGAGGUGACAUAUCUGCCAGGUAUGAUGUUCAAACCGAACUAUCAACAGUGGUCCGGAUACCUUCAGACACGACCGGGAAGGUUUCUCCAUUAUUGGUUUGUGACUUCUCAGAGGGACCCAGCCAAAGACCCUCUGGUGCUCUGGCUGAAUGGAGGUCCGGGCUGCAGCUCGUUGGAUGGAUUCCUGUCAGAGAAUGGACCGUUUCAUGUUAAUGAUAACGGGGCCACACUGUAUGAGAACACAUUCAGCUGGAACAAGAUUGCCAAUGUGCUGUAUAUAGAAUCUCCUGCAGGAGUGGGAUAUUCCUACUCUGAUGACAAAAACUACACCACCAACGAUGACCAGGUGGCUGAUGAUAAUUACAAAGCCCUGCAGAGCUUCUUUGCCAAGUUCCCAGAUUUCACUAAAAAUGAGUUCUUCAUCUUUGGGGAAAGUUACGGUGGAAUUUAUGCACCAACCCUCAGCCUGCGCGUGGCUACCAGGGAUGCCAAAAUCAACUUCAAGGGCUUUGCGGUGGGAAACGGUCUCAGCAGCUUUGCAUUCAAUGACCAAAGUUUGAUCUACUUUGGUUAUUACCACGGCCUCUUUGGAGAAGAUUUGUGGCGAGAUCUGAACAUAAAUUGCUGUGACAAGGGGAGCUGCAACUUCUACAACUCAACUUCAGACACCUGCAAGAUGCAGGUGCUAGUGGCCUUUCGAAUUGUGUAUGAGAGCGGACUUAAUGAGUAUGCCCUGUACUUGAAUUGUGAGGGUGGCAGAUCUCACAGAGGUUAUGAGAGGACCAUGGACCACCUCUUUAAGAACUACAGAAAACACCCACACACCUACAAGUUUUUAGGUCGAGUGCCUACCUCCAUGUCUCUGGGUGAAGUCCCUCCCUGCAUCAACAGCACGGCUCAGAUGAACUGGUUGAACAGAGGCGAUGUGAGGAAAGCUUUACAUGUUCCAGAUACACUGCCACCAUGGGACAUCUGCAG